GGCGACUCCGACCAGGGUGGCACUGAGAUCUGCAAUACCGCGACCGGCGAGGUCUACCCAGGUAUAUAUGCUCCUGCACCGAGUAUCUCAUAGGACAUAACAUAUAUACAGUGAUGGCAACUCAAAGGAAAACCAGAAGCUCUGAGCUCCAAAACAGAAUUUCUCAAGGUAGUAAUACUUUUCAGACCAGUCUCUUAGCCUGGAAGGUAAAAGAGAAAUCGGGCAACUCGGAGAGUGUCUUGAAAGAAAGUAGUUCAAUGGAAGAUCCUAAACAUGCUGAUGAUCAAGACGAAGAUGACCUGCAGAUAGCAAUAGGAUACUUCCAGAAAGGUCCCAAGAAAACUUCACUCAAUAAAAAUACAAUGUUGGAAAAACACUUGAAAACUGUGGAAAACGUGGCUUGGAAAAAUGGCUUAGCUCCAGAAGCAAUUGAUAUUUUACUAAAUGUGGCACUCAGUGGCAAGUUUGGGAAUGCUAUAAGCAUACGGAUAUUAAAGUGCAUGAUUCCAGAAACUCUCAUAUCAGAAGAUUCUGUGGUUAAGGCGGUAUCUUGGCUCUGUGUUGGCAAGUGCUCUGGUAAUACCAAGGUGCUUUUUUAUCGUUGGUUGGUCGCGAUGUUUGACUUUAUUGAUCAUAAGAAGCAAAUUAAUUUGCUCUAUGGCUUCUUUUUUGCUUCCUUGCAAGAUGAAGCACUGUGCCCCCAUGUGUGCCGUUUGUUAUAUGUACUGACUAAAAAGGAGAAUGUCAAACCAUUUCGCGUGAGAAAAUUGCUUGAUCUUCAGGUCAAAAUGGGCCUGCAGCCUCAUCUCCAGGCUUUGUUGUCACUAUAUAAGACCUUUGCUCCUACUUUGAUUUCUGUAUCGUUGCCUAUGAGGAGGAAGAUCUAUUUUAAUAAUUCAAAGAACCUAUGGACUUCAGCUCUGGUUGCUGUGAAGCUAAGAAACCAGCGAGCUUUUCCAGAACCUCCAAAGCUGACGUUAGGUCCAACUAAGAGCUGUUCUCUAAAAAGAAAAUGGAGUUCUCUCUCCGUUAUACCAGCACUCAAUUCUGCUAACAAAGACUGUGGGGAAAAGAUGUGGAGUCUCUCUGAUUAUUUCAGCAGCAGUAGGUCAUUUCCAUUAGAAGAGCUUCAAAGUUUCCCUCACCUUUUACAGAACAUUCAUUGCUUAGAGCUGCCUUCGCAGAUGAGUUCCGUGCUAAACAACUCUCUGCUGCUUCACUAUAUUAAUUGUGUCAAAGAUGAGUCAAUCUUACUGAGGCUCUAUUAUUGGUUGAGUCAAGCAUUGCAAGAAGAAUGUGUAUGGUAUAAUAUGAAUAAUUAUGAACAAGAAAAAGAAUUUGUAAACUUGCUGGACAUUGUCAUCAGGGUGCAGUGCUUCUUACAAGAGGGGUUUUACUCCUGUGAAGCGUUCCUGUAUAAGAGCCUGCCUCUCUGGGAUGGCUUCUCCUGUCAGUCACAGUUCCUUCAGCUUCUGACCUGGGUUCCAUUCAGUAGCUUCUCUGAGAUGAAGCCACUUCUUUUUAAUCAUCUAGCACCUCUCUUCUUUUCAUCAACAAUUUAUUUCAAGUGUAGUCUUCUUCAAAGCCUGAAAGAACUACUGCAGAACUGGCUCUUGUGGCUUUCGAUGGAUGCCCACGUGCAACCGGUGACAAGCACUCCUCUAGAGACAACUUUGGGUGAAUCCAUGACCUCUCUGGCUCAGUUGAUUGAGUACGUGGGCUGGCUGUCCCUGAUGGCAUUGCGCUUGGAGAACAAUAGUACAUUGUUGUUGCACUUUAUUUUGGACUUCUUUGAGAAGGUGUGUGACAUAUAUGUAAAUUAUGACCUUCCAUUAUUGGAGAUGUUUCCCCCUGUGAUCUUCCAUUCUGCACUCCUAAGCCUGGAUGCCAGUAUCUUGAACCAGCUUUGUUACAUUAUGUACAGGUAUCACGAUAAUUUGACAGCUGCAAAGAAAAACAGCGUUUUAAAGAAGGCAAAAUCAGAAUUCAAUCUCAGCAGCAAGAUCUGUCAAGAAUUUAAUUACUAUUUGACAGCUAUGGUUCGUUGCUUAUGGAUAUCCAAACCAUUUGAUAAAGGAAUGUACAUUGAUCCCCAAAGCUUAGAAAAUUCUGGAGUAACAGAGUAUAAAUACAGUUUAAAUUUAGUCCAGCAUCCUUCUCUUUUGAGCUAUGCAGCUUCCUUUUUGCUUCAGGAAAGCCCUGAAGAAAGGACAAUAGACCUCACAUCUAUUCGGGGGAAGAAAUGGAACUGGUAUUUGGACUAUUUAUUUUCAGAGGGUUUUCAAGGCCUGGAACUUUUCAUAAAAAGUUGUAUCUGUCGUUGUGCUAGACCGCAAACACAGAACAGAAGCAAAAUGAGUAAACAUUAGACGAAUGUUGGCAUGAGCAAAGUGGACACGCUGACCAAAUUCCUCAUUGCAAGAGAGGCCAAGCAGCUCAACGUGAGGUUCCAUACUAUUUCACAAGCCAGCAGCUGUGUUCAAGGAGUACGUAGUCUAUCCUGCUCAGGAGAACCUUUGUGUGACUGACGUAAUUUUUUAAGCAUUCAGAUUUUUAGCUAACUUCUUCUCGGCUUUCUAGUGGGAAUUUUUAUUUGCUCUGUUAGUAAAAGAGAGCAAGUGAUAUAAGUUACUCUGCAGACAUUCUCAUGCAAAACAUGCUGUCAUCUCUGAAGUCCUGCGGAUAUUUUCUGGUUUUCUCAUGUGAACUCCAGCAGCAGCAGUGAGUUACUUAUAAUAAGAUGCAGCACGGGUGCAGCCCAUUCCCGAGAAGCUGAUACUAUCUGGGCCUGCACUGGCAGUAUUGUAUGUGGAAGGAAGGGUAGGGGAUGAAAAAAAAAUCUAUGAUUUUAUUGGUUUAAUUUCCUGAAACCAUUUUUAUUAUUUGAGUAUAUAUGUGUAUGUAUAUAUUUAUGUGUAU
Molecule: messenger RNA, 2919 nt
Organism: Microtus oregoni (creeping vole)
Lineage: Eukaryota; Metazoa; Chordata; Mammalia; Rodentia; Cricetidae
Product: centromere protein I-like
Exons: 22
Coding region: 114-2369 (751 amino acids)
Cellular component (GO): kinetochore
Source: RefSeq, a predicted model, not a curated record